Messenger RNA from Aspergillus luchuensis, 408 nucleotides. RefSeq lists its product as uncharacterized. The transcript has a single exon. NCBI's taxonomy places the organism in Eukaryota, Fungi, Ascomycota, Eurotiomycetes, Eurotiales, Aspergillaceae. The record is from RefSeq and is a predicted model, not a curated record. Bases 1 to 408 code for a protein of 135 amino acids.
AUGGGUGGUGAGGUUAAAAACCUACCGGUGGAAACAAUGCCGAAAUCAUCGACCCAGCCACUACCGACGAGUCUGCCGUUUCCCGCUCAAUACCGCAUUCUACGGGCACUGCAACAGCGCUUGGAGCGCUCGGCGUUCGAGUCUAUCCAGAAAUGGCACCCCCAACUCGCCCAGGCUAACGGAUGGGAUUGUGCUGAGAAGGUAGAAUUAUACAUGGCGUUCAGAGCGCUGGACCGAAAAUGCCGUUCCCAUUCCAUAUCUGGGUCUACGAGAAUCCCAAAGAAGGCGGUCAGUCGGUUGCGAGCCGACGUUGUGGGCAUCCGCCACGCAGCCGUGCACCGCCAGCUACAGGAUCAUCGUCGUCUCCUACAGCAACUGCACUCGGCCCGAGAGUUUGCAACCGUAUGA